This is a messenger RNA of Talaromyces amestolkiae, 927 nucleotides long. RefSeq lists its product as uncharacterized. The record is from RefSeq and is a predicted model, not a curated record. Lineage: Eukaryota; Fungi; Ascomycota; Eurotiomycetes; Eurotiales; Trichocomaceae. Bases 1 to 927 code for a protein of 308 amino acids. The transcript has a single exon.
AUGCUCAAGCAAGCACUGUUCCCAGCACUGCUUCGAUUGGCAUGGCAAAUUCAAUUUGUCUCAGCUUCACCUUACCAGUAUCGAGUCAUGGAACAUGGCUCAGCUUUUCCGGCCCCAGCAGAGUAUGGGACAUGGCAGAUGGCCUGGUACGAAAACUAUUAUGAUGCCGACAUGGUUUACAUCCAGACAAGCAAUCCAAGCCUCAGCAAUGUCCAAGUUGAAGUCGCCGCUGCCGCUUACGAGUACGAUUACUUGGUCUACAACCAGAACGCUGUAUUCCUACCGGGAAGCAAUGGAGUUUGGCAACUUGCCGAUUACGACAAUGACGGAAACUUGGAUUUAAUCUACAUACAGAAUCGAAACACGGCAUCAGGAAAGGUGGAAGUCAAAAUUGCUUCGGGCGCUUCAAACUACCAGACUCUCAUACUGCAGACGCAAACUGUCUUUGAUUCACAAAUCAACGGAAGAUGGCAGAUGACUGAUUACGACGGCGACGGAAGCCUAGACCUCGUAUAUAUUCAGAACAGCAACACAGCUUCCAACAAAGUCGAAAUCAAGGUUGCAUCUGGUGCAUCCAGCUUUAAGACAUUGACGAAGGACAUCACAACAUCUUUCAGUAUCGGAAAUGAUGGGACUUGGCAAAUUGUGGACUAUGCAAACAAUGGAAACAUUGAUCUUGUCUACAUCCAAAACAUCAACACAUCCUCCGGCUACGUUGAGGUGACGAUUGUCUCCGGUGCCUCAGGCUACGAGACGACUGUGCAAAGCGUAGCGACUACUUUCUCUGUUGAGGACAAUGGCACUUGGCAAAUGAUUGACUGGGACGGCGAUGGACUCCUAGAUCUAGUUUACAUCAAAGUACAGGACACCGCUGGCACAGUCGAAAUUCAUGUUGCUUCGGGGUAUGAUUAUGCGGCGGAUUAUUAA